GCCCUCCUGGGCUACACUUUGCAGGCUGAAGAGGAGAUUGCAAGAUGAAAACUCUGCUGUUGAUCCUGGGGGUGGUGGCAUUCGUGUACCUGGAGCCAGGAUACAGUCUGAACUGUCGCUAAUGCAAUCAAACUGUUUGUGAUCUCGAUAUGAGUUGUGAAGAAGGGGAGAAUUUAUGCUUUAUAAUGCAGAAUGAUAGUGACACAACAGGAGUCUACACUAUCCAAGGAUGUGCUUCGACUUGCCCUCCUAGUGCACAAAAUCAAACAGUUAAGUGUUGCCCGACCAACUAUUGCAAUACCUUUCUCAACAGUGGCUAAUUUGUUUCACUUUUCUUUCAUCCAUCAUGGACCAUCCUUGAAGAUUUACGCUUCUGGCCUUUACCACAAGAUGGUUGAUAAUCCCCUCCCUCCCCUGCUUUCUUAGUCACCUCACCAUCCUUCCCUUUUCUCUCGUUCCGCAGCCUUCGUUCUGCUAGUUCUGUAGUUUGAGAAUCAAAUAAACUUCAGCAUUCAACUCAA
This is a messenger RNA of Crotalus tigris (Tiger rattlesnake), 521 nucleotides long. RefSeq names its product probable weak neurotoxin 3FTx-Lio1. The record is from RefSeq and is a predicted model, not a curated record. The transcript is spliced from 3 exons. Gene Ontology annotation, cellular component: extracellular region. Lineage: Eukaryota; Metazoa; Chordata; Lepidosauria; Squamata; Viperidae.